Erigeron canadensis is the source of this 402-nucleotide messenger RNA. RefSeq lists its product as uncharacterized. Gene Ontology annotation, molecular function: zinc ion binding. The transcript has 2 exons. NCBI's taxonomy places the organism in Eukaryota, Viridiplantae, Streptophyta, Magnoliopsida, Asterales, Asteraceae. The record is from RefSeq and is a predicted model, not a curated record. The coding region runs from base 1 to 402 and encodes 133 amino acids.
AUGGCAUCUGGUUCUUCUGCUUCAUCAACAAAUCGAGCAACUCGCUACCAUUACUGCAACUGUGGAGAAAAGAUGUACAUCCUCACAUCAUGGACUAGCAGAAACCCAGGAAGGAGAUUCGUUCGGUGUCCUAAUGUUAAAAGCCGUUCCUGUACCACUUUCAAUUUUAUCGACGAAGAGCUUCCAAAUCAAUACUACAAGGAUUUGUUGAUGGAAUUGCGCUCAGAAACAAAUAAAUAUCGAAUUGAUGAGCAAGAUGAAUCAAAGGAGAAAUUGGUGAAAGUUUUGGAAGAAUUGACUUAUGCAAAGUCGAAAGAUAAAUUUGUGGAUAAAGUAUUUUACUUUCCUUUUGGGGUUGUGAUAAUGUUAUGCAUUGUCAUAGCUUUGGUUAUGAUGAAUUAA